CACAUCUUGCCACUGUCAAGUGACCACUUGAUAAUGGCCGAAGAACAAGACGGUCCUGAGACGCCCCCGCUCGUCGCCGAUGAUAAUGCUGUCCAAGACGCGUUCGAUGAUGGCGACUCGGCCCUUGGAGACGAUGCCGGGAGUGAUACUACGUCUUUGAGAUCAAGCAUCUUAAAGUAUCGCGAGGAGAAUGGUAGGACAUAUCAUGCGUACAAGGAUGGCGCGUAUGUCCUACCCAAUGACGAGACCGAGAACGAGCGACUAGACCUUCAGCACCACUUAUUCCUUCUUACUUUCGAUGGAAGGCUUCAUGCAGCCCCUUUGCCCAAGAAGCUCCGCCGCGCGUUUGAUGCCGGAUGUGGCACAGGUAUCUGGGCCAUCGAGUUCGCGGACGAGCAUCCCGAGUGCGAAGUUACUGGCGUUGAUCUGAGCCCGAUCCAACCUACAGCUAUCCCUCCCAACGUUUCUUUUUACGUAGAUGAUUUAGAGGAACCUUGGGGCUACUCAACCAAGUUUGACUUUGUCUUUGCUCGCUUUCUAACAGGAUCGAUUCGUGACUGGCCCAAGUUUUUCAGGCAGUCAUGGGAGAACCUGAGCCCGGGUGGCAUAAUUGAACUCAUCGACAUCAUCUAUCCCCUUACGUCCGAUGACGGCACGCUCGCUGAAGACUCGGCGCUAUAUAAGUGGUCAACUCUGCUGUCGAGCGCCUUCACUGCCAACGGCUCUCCUAUGGACAGCGCGCUGAAGUACCAGGAACAACUCAAAGAUACUGGCUUUGUCGACAUCCACGUGGUGAAGCGCAAGUGGCCGCUGAAUCGUUGGCCCAAGGACCAGAAACACAAACAAAUCGGAAUUUGGGCGCAUCAGAACACCAUGGAUGCCCUGUCGGCGUUGAGCCUGGCUGUGUUUACGCGCCCUAAAGGUGGAGGUGGUCUUGGCUGGAGCAACGAGGAACUGGAGGUGUUCCUGCCUGCCGUCCGUAAGGAUAUAAGGAACUUGAAUAUCCACUCGUACUGGCCAAUCUGGUCAGUAUACGCUACGAAACCAGAGUCACAGUAG
Molecule: messenger RNA, 1059 nt
Organism: Fusarium keratoplasticum
Lineage: Eukaryota; Fungi; Ascomycota; Sordariomycetes; Hypocreales; Nectriaceae
Exons: 11
Coding region: 34-1059 (341 amino acids)
Molecular function (GO): methyltransferase activity
Source: RefSeq, a predicted model, not a curated record